Molecule: messenger RNA, 1928 nt
Organism: Prorocentrum cordatum
Lineage: Eukaryota; Dinophyceae; Prorocentrales; Prorocentraceae
Source: the annotation of a GenBank genome assembly
AAGGGCAACCCGCACACUUUGCCGCGCCAGGGAUGGAGAUCAGGAAGGUGCGGCAGGAGACCAGGCGGGAAAUCGGCCAGCGUCGCCAGAGGAAUGGGCAAGCAUGGUUGGCACGACCUUUCUCGCUGUCGCAGAUGGGGUCAGACGAAGCGGACUGACCAAACGACCCGGUCUGACAGAAAUGGCGCGGCAACCGGACAGGCAGAGUGGUCUGACAGGACGGUCGAACGGCGAAAACUCCGCCGCGCUGCAAAAGGGAACCGGGCGUUCCCGCGGUUCAGCUUCCGAAGAAAACUCAGCAGCAUGCCACGCCAGCCCUGUCAGCUCAGCGUCCAAAAUGAGCGUGGCAGUACGCCACGCCCAGGGCUCCCGAGCCAAGCUCUGACCAGGAGCAGCCGCUCGCGACGUGGCUCGUUCCGAGGGCCCUCGCAACAGACACGCUCGCAGAGCUGUCGGGCAGCGCGCCGAGCGGGGUGGGGCGAGGGGGGCGGCCGUGGAAGAGGGAAGGGGCCUCUCGGGAGGGAUCAGAACACGUCUGGGGGAGCGGCAGGGAAGCGGACAAGGAGGAGGAGCCCCACUCCCGUCUUCGCGCCGCCGAGCAGAAUGGUUCUAGCCAGCCUCUCACCGAAUUCGAGCCGGUGCCGAGCCGCCCGACGCCGCGAACGUGUGGCGCGCGGGGUGCCCGUCAGCCCCGAAGCGGGGGCUGGACCCGAGGUGUGCGGCACGAGGGAGGAUCGCGGGUGAGGAGGAGGAGGAGGAGGAGGAGGAGGAGGGAGGGGGCUCCGAGGAGCGAGCCGGUGGCGGACCGCCCUGCGCGCAAGGACGGCGCCCGGGAGGCCCGUCGGCCCCGAAGCGGAGGCCGGGCCCGAGAUACUCGGCAGGGUGGAGCUGGACGGAGGCUCUGCAGUCGGACCCAGGCCAGAGGAGCAUCCUUCGAGAGCAGGAGGCCCUAGGAGCCAAAGGCGGCGGAGGGGUCGGCGGGAGGCGAGACACGGAGCCGUGGAACCGAUGCUCCCUUCUCACUGGGCGCUGCGGUACCUCUGGGAGCGGUCCUGCUGCAGCGGCUUCGUGGGCCUUGGGAACGGGAUCCGCACGCCGUCUUCAAAUAGGACCGGCUUGUAGAUCGCCGGGACGCUGUCUCUCAUGAACGGACUGUUCCGGUAGCGGCUGAUGUUCUCGCUGAGGCCCUGGCAUACGCUCCAGCGCGUGUUGCACACCGCGUCAGAGCCCGGCGACGCCCAAUCGUCAAAGCCCUCGAAGGCAAUCAUGAACUCCUCCGCCCGCUCAGGGGAUGUAAGGUUCACGAACCCGUACCCGACGCCUGACACCUCGGUGCGCUUGAUGGGGACGUAGACGAAGUCGAACCAUGUCGAGUACCCCCUGGAUUCCAGCAGGGCGAUCAGCGAGUCGCACGUGUAGGAGAAGGGGCCUCCGGAUGUUGCGCAUCAUCACCGUGGUCCAAGCGGGCGCCUUCGGACCCUCGCCGCCCCGCCGCGGGCGCGGGCCUCCCGCCAGCGCGAGGCCCCUGGGCACGAACGCCUCCGCGCGGCUGCUCGGAGAAGAAAGAAGAAAAGGCACAGACAUAAACCUCGACCAGAAAACAGACGACACCACCCCGCCUACGGCCCCAGGGGGCUCAGCGUGUGCCAAAGAAGUCUGGCGCUGGUUUCCGCGUGGCCUGCGCUGCGGCGCCCGACGGACCGUAGCGCAACACGGAGGGCCGUAGGUGGGGUGGCGGCGUUGGCAUUUUGGUCGAUGAAUCUUCGGAGCUCCGCGCGGAUUUAUUGGAUCAGCGCUGGACGCGCGCGGAGCGCGCCCAGGGGGCGGCGCUGGAGGCGCCACCAGGAGGGCCCAGCGCCGAUCCGAGAAAUCCGCGCGGAGCCCCGAUAGGCAACCACAUGUGAACCCUAACCCUGCACGCCAGUGUU